Molecule: messenger RNA, 2152 nt
Organism: Anoplopoma fimbria (sablefish)
Lineage: Eukaryota; Metazoa; Chordata; Actinopteri; Perciformes; Anoplopomatidae
Gene: mus81
Product: MUS81 structure-specific endonuclease subunit
Exons: 16
Coding region: 54-1931 (625 amino acids)
Biological process (GO): resolution of meiotic recombination intermediates; mitotic intra-S DNA damage checkpoint signaling; DNA catabolic process
Cellular component (GO): nucleus; Holliday junction resolvase complex
Molecular function (GO): DNA binding; 3'-flap endonuclease activity; crossover junction DNA endonuclease activity
Source: RefSeq, a predicted model, not a curated record
UGCUCAGACCAGCUGCUCACACGUGUGGUUGAUAUCUCGUCGGACCCGGAGCGAUGCCAGCCUCGGAGCCGGUCCGGUUGGGUCGGAAACGCGCCCUGCCCUCCUGCCCGAACCCGCUGUUCCUCACCUGGCUGACAGAGCUCCGGGACGAGGCCAAAGAGAAGGGACUGAAGAUCCAGUACACAUACCAGAAGGCCAUCAGCUCUUUGAAUAAGUAUCCAUUACCGCUUCAAAACGCCAAAGAGGCAAAGAUCCUCCAGAACUUUGGAGACGGCAUCUGUAAAAUACUGGAUGAAAAACUGCAACGGUACCUUAGACAAAACGGUCAAAACGCUCCUAUUCACUCCCUCCCUGAAGCAGCGCCCCCUCCUGGCAGACAGGACAACAACAGCAUGGCUCCCUCCAGAAAGAAGAAUGCAGCAGGGGAUGGAGGGAAAGAAAAAGGAGGAGGGAGGAGGAAGAAGAGGGAGUACGUUCCCCAGAAGAGGUCCGGGGGUUAUGCUGUGCUGCUCAGCCUUUACAGACAGUCACAGACCCCAGGAAGCAAAGGUUAUAUGUUUAAGAUGGAGCUGCAAGCAGAGGCUCAGCUUCUCUGUGACAAGUCUUUUACUGUUCCAGAUUUAGGCAGUAAGUACACCGCCUGGUCUUCAGUGAGCACUCUGAUUCAGAAGAACUUCGUCAUAAAGACCCACAACCCUGCAAGGUAUUCUCUGACAGAAGACGGUCUGGCUUUGGCGGAGCGACUGGAGUCGGUGGAACAAGAGACUAAAGACGGCCCAGAGGGGGACAAAGAGGAGGCUAGGAGUGAGGAAGAAGUGGACAAGGAGGAAGAGGACGGUGGUUCUGGACUUGUGGACCUCACUGCCAGUGAUGAGGACGAAGAGGAGAAGGAAGAAGACAGAAUACACGCUGCAGAGAGGCCGGCGUGCGUUGCCCAGCAAAGGAGUGAGGUUGAUGGGACGGGUUUUUCGGGAAAACCCACGAAUUCACUGGCAACGAGCAGAAAGACGAAUGCAGGAUGUCUUCUGCCUGGAGCCUAUGAAAUUAUACUCUGCGUGGACUUCAUUGAGACAACUGGCGGAAGCAACCACCGCAAGCAGGAUCUGGUCAAAGAGCUUCAGAGGAACGGAGUGACCUUCGACGUCAGGAAGCUGAAUGUUGGAGACUUCCUCUGGGUUGCUCGAGAAAAGGUCGCACCUGUUCCAGGCCAGCUGCGUGCCCCUACAGGCAGAGAGCUGGUCCUUGAUUACAUCAUUGAGAGGAAGAGGAUGGACGACCUGUGUGGGAGCAUCAUCGAUGGACGCUUCAGGGAACAGAAGUUCCGACUGAAGAGGUGUGGUCUUCGUAGGCCCUGCUAUCUAGUGGAGGAGUGUGGGUCGGCUGCCUCCCACCUGAGUUUACCUGAAACAACUCUGCAGCAGGCCAUAGUCAACACACAGGUGGUUGAUGGCUUCUUUGUGAAGAGAGUCCAGGAUGUGAGGGAGUCAGCUGCCUACCUCACUGUCAUGACACGAUACCUGAUCAAACUGUAUCAGAACUGUACGCUGAUCUGUCGCUCCAGAGAGCUGGAGGGUGAUGGAGGGAGUGAUGAGGAGGAGGAGGAGGAGGAGAGAGGGACCCCCUCCUGCUCUCUCAUUUCUUUCGCAGAGUUCAACUACGGUGCAAUCAAAAACAAGUGUCAGACAGUGAGAGAAGUGUUUGCAAGACAGUUGAUGCAAGUUAGCGGUUUGUCUGGAGACAAGGCAGCUGCUAUACUGGAGCAAUACAGCACUCCACACAGUCUUCUUACAGCCUAUGAACGGUGUGUCAGUGAAGCACAGAAAGAGAAACUCCUCUCUUCCAUCCGAUAUGGGAAGCUCAAAAGAAACCUUGGUCCAGCUCUGAGCAGAACCGUUUAUCAGCUGUAUUGUACUCAAGGAGCGCUGUCAUAGAUACACACAGUCACGUGUGGUCACGUAUUUCAGCCAUUCAAAAUAUUUUCCGAACGCAAACUCAAGCUCGAAAAUGAAGUCACUCCUUUUCAGUUCCUACUUAACUUGAAUAGAAUUAAUUUGAGGAUGAUAAUUUACUAUGUUUAUGUAAAUACAAAGAUGCUGCUAUAUUUUCCAUUACUGUAACAUAAUGCUAUUUGUAUAAAGAAUGACACAAAUGU